GCCGUUCCCCCGGACCUGUCAUCCCGGCAGUACCUCGUCUCCGGCUCUGUCCAGCAGUACCCCGGUGAUGCUGGCGCCGGGAAUUCCCGUUCCUCAGUACAUCUCCAGCAUGCAUCCCGAGCAAUCUGUUAUCAUGCCCCCUCACAGCGUAACACAGACUGUGUCCCUGGGCCAUCUGUCCCAGGGUGAGGUGAGGAUGAACACCCCUCCUCUCUCCGGCAUCCCGUACGGAAUCCGCCCAGAAGCGCUCCACUCGCCCCGUGCUGCUCUGCAGCCCCAGAUGGAGAUCAAACCUCAGCGAUCCAGCACGCCCCAGCCAGCCCCCAUCCGGGACAUUGUCAUGCCUCCGCUGUCCUCCCAGCACCCCCCCGAGGAGGAGCUGCACUUCCACCACUCGGCCGUGUGCCGGGGCCCGGCGCCGGUGCAGUCGGACGUGCUGGUGAUGCAGCCGGAUUACCGCAUGCACCCCACCAGCAUCCGGCUGGACCAGUACAACGUGCCCCGGGACGUCAGGAUGAUCAUGCACCCGCACAUGGCUGCCGUGGGCGAGCACCACUCGGAAACGCGGCAGUCCCGGACGCCCGAAGGGGCCGGGAAAACUCCCCCCGUCAGUAAGACCCCGCAGCCCGGGAAAGAGACUCCCAAAUCCUCCGAAGGCAAGGUGGCCCACUCUCCUCACAGCGAGCCCCGGCUCCUGAGCGUGCCCUCGGGCACCCAACUGCCUGGGCUGCCCCUGACGCAGCCGGUGGUGGUCCCACAUGGAGUGCAGAUCAUGCAUCCCGCCGGCAGCUCCUUCCACGACUACCGCUCCGUGUACGGCGACAUGAGGAAUUACCACACGGCGGCACAGCUCGGGCACCCGCAGUUCCCCGGCGCCUCGCCCAUCGGGCUGCCCUCCCGCAGCAUGACCCCCUCUCAGGGUCUGCCGGAGGGCGAGCACUCGCACCCCAGCCAGCCAGUCCGCAGCAAGACUCCUCAGAUCCCCCAGGAUCCCAAGGGCCCUCCGGCAGCGGGGCCGGAGCAGAGUCACCACCCUGCCGUGAACAGACACGCGGCACAGAUGGACCCUCACGUCCACCUCCAGAGGGCCCAGGGGGACACGGGCCAGACCUCCUACCCCUCACCUGUCGCCGUCUCCAUGAAACAGGAGCUUCCGUCGCCGCACCAGCCCCAGGCGGUUCCCAAGCAAUCCAUGUUUAUCCCCACGACGUCGGGGCCUCCCCUGAGCCGCCCGGAGCCCCAGGCCGGGCUCAAACAGGAGCCGUCGCCUCACCCCGUGUCGCAGAGACCUGUGGACAUGGUCCAGCUCCUCACAAAAUACCCCAUUGUCUGGCAGGGCCUCUUGGCCCUCAAGAACGACACGGCCGCUGUCCAGCUCCACUUUGUGUCCGGGAACAACGUCCUGGCUCACCGGUCGCUGCCGGCGCCCGAGGGGGGGCCCCCGCUGCGGAUCGCGCAGCGCAUGCGGCUCGAGGCCUCCCAGCUCGAGGGGGUCGCACGGAGGAUGAUGGUGGAGAGCGAUUACUGCCUGCUGCUGGCCCUGCCCUGCGGCCGCGACCAGGAGGACGUGGUCAGUCAGACCGAGUCACUCAAGGCUGCCUUCAUCAGUUACCUGCAGGCCAAACAGGCUGCAGGGAUCAUCAACGUCCCCAACCCCGGCUCCAACCAGCCUGCCUACGUUCUGCAGAUCUUCCCACCCUGCGAAUUUUCGGAAAGCCACCUGUCCCGCCUCGCCCCGGACCUCCUCGCCAGCAUCUCCAACAUCUCUCCUCACCUCAUGAUUGUCAUCGCGUCGGUAUGAGCUGUUUACCAGUUACUGACUUUUUAUUAUUUUAAUUUUUUAUUUUUAUUUUUAUUUUUUAAUUUUUAUCCAAGGCCCUGCAGCAAAAAAAAAAAAAAAAUUACCAAAAAGAAAAAAAAAAAAACAAACAGCCCACAACAACAACAAAAAAAAUUUAAUUUUCAAAUCAAAACUAAAUCAAAAGAAGGAGAGAGAAGGUUAUGAAACAAGAAAAAUGCUGCCAGAAACCAGCCUCCUGCCCGACCGGCCUCGAUCAAACCGUAUGUUUACAUGUUGCUUUAGCUUAUGGACAACUGAUGCACUCAGCAGGUGGACUGGGCUUGGGUUCCUGUGCCUCCUUUUUGGGGAAAAAAUACAAAAAAACCCACGAAAAAAACCACAAAAAAAAAAAAGAA
This is a messenger RNA of Manacus vitellinus (golden-collared manakin), 2196 nucleotides long. Its product is annotated as msx2-interacting protein-like. Gene Ontology annotation, biological process: regulation of transcription by RNA polymerase II. Bases 68 to 1801 code for a protein of 577 amino acids. Gene Ontology annotation, molecular function: mRNA binding. The transcript has 5 exons. Gene Ontology annotation, cellular component: nucleus. The record is from RefSeq and is a predicted model, not a curated record. Lineage: Eukaryota; Metazoa; Chordata; Aves; Passeriformes; Pipridae.